GUCCGUCACCUUGGUUACAGCUGUCAAACUAUACAUCGUGACAGCGCCUUUUUGUUAGACGUUGUUAGACGUCUUAAACCGCUCACGUAAGACACUUUUGGUGCUUUCGCGCACUUCGGUACUGUUGUUGGAAGCUUAACUUGUAGCUUUACUUUGUGGCAACAUGACGGAAGUAAAAAGCGAUAAAUGCUGCGAAGUGGAUACGGCGUAUCUCUUAAAUCCGCCGCAGUCCAGAAAGAGAUCGGUGUCCGAACGCGAUUUCGCUCGCAGCGCCACACACUCGUCCACCUCGGGGAAUCCGGAGCUGAGAGCCCUUCUGGAUGACAGCGACCCCCUGGUUCUCACCCAGAAAGCCCUCCGCAAAACGGCCCGCGUGGAAGUGUCCCGGCAGCAGGAGCACAGCAGCGAGGGCGACUCGAGCAGCAGCAGAGAGCUCCUCCACCUGCUCACGUUCCCCAACAAGCUGUGGAGGAUCGUCAACUGCGACCUCUUCGAGUCGCUGAGGUGGGACGACAGUGGCGUCUACCUGGUCAUCGAUGUCGAGAUGUUUCAGAAGGAGUUCCUCGACAGAAAGGAACAGCCUCGCAUCUUCGAGGCCAACUGCAUGAAGAGCUUCGUUCGUCAGCUCAACCUUUAUGGCUUCAGGAAGGUGAACUUCGCGCAGGAAAGAGGAUUGCUGUUCUUCUACAACCACAAUUUCCAGAGAGGUGGUGAGCACCUCCUGCAGUACAUGAUGAGGCGGGUGGGGAUUAAAGCUGCCAAGAAGGACGGCAGAGGUGGAAAGCCGGGCGCCACCGUGAAGACCGGUGGCAAGCGAAAGGGCAGGAUGUUCUGUGGGGAAACGGAUCAAGCAUCUCAGUCACACGGCGGGGUGAAGCCCGAAGUGUCAUCCACCUGGCGCUGUCCCUCGCCCAAAUCAGAAGACAUGGGUUCCCCCUGGAUGAAUCAGAACCAAGAUGAACAGAGCGAAGGCUUGAGCACCGAGGCAGACCCUGGUAACUUCUCUUCGCAUCACUUGGCCUGUGUCACCGACCUGUCCAGGUCUCUCCUGCAGGUAAUUUUUGCCUUAACUGAGGCCACCAGCCACGAGUCUCAAGACCCUGCUGUUGUCAGCGACGGGGCCCAGUUCCAAGCCAUGGUGACUGCUUGGAUGUCCCUUUGUAGCACCUGUUUUUCCCUUCCCUUGAUCACUGCCUUGUUUUUAAAGCGAAACACUGCACAUCUUGCAUCGCAGGCUAACACAGACUGCUUCCAGAAUUCAGAGGCCACUGGCUCUGCUACACAGCCUUGAAGAGAACGCUGUUUCUCUCUUUUUCUCAAAUUUUUUCUAUUUCUCUCCACCCACAGGCAGUAUUAACUCUAAAUAAAGCUAC
Scleropages formosus (Asian bonytongue) is the source of this 1373-nucleotide messenger RNA. Its product is annotated as heat shock transcription factor, X-linked-like. The record is from RefSeq and is a predicted model, not a curated record. The transcript has 2 exons. NCBI's taxonomy places the organism in Eukaryota, Metazoa, Chordata, Actinopteri, Osteoglossiformes, Osteoglossidae. Gene Ontology annotation, biological process: regulation of DNA-templated transcription. Bases 164 to 1291 code for a protein of 375 amino acids. Gene Ontology annotation, molecular function: sequence-specific DNA binding; DNA-binding transcription factor activity.